AUGUCUGAUCAACUUAGUAUUCAAGAAUCCAGAAAACGUGCAAGGGAGUAUGUGGAUAAAGAUAAGAAAGUUGUUAUGGCGGUUGAAAUAACAUGGAAUCAAAAAGAACGUAUGAAUAGACGAAAAAUUUGGAUGGACACGUUGAUGAAUGAUAGAAUAUGUAGGGAGCAAUUACGUCUAGACAAACGUUGUUUUGAAAAAUUGUGCAAUAUUUUACAAUCCAAGGGUGGUUUAGUGACUACAAGAUAUGUUACAGUGAAAGAAAUUGUUGCAAUGUUUCAUCAUGUUCUUGCACAUGAUUUGAGAAAUAGAACAAUACAAGCAACCUUUGCUCGUUUUGGAGAGACUAUUAGUCGACAAUUUCAUGUAGUUCUUAAAGCACUGCUCAAGCUUGGAAAGUAUUAUAUAAAACCAUGUAAUAACCAGAGAAAUUACACAAAGGAUACAAAGUGGAAUAGGUUUGAGGGCGUUGCUGGAGCUCUCGAUGGGACUCAUAUUAAAAUGAAUGUGCCUACUGAGGAUCGAGCUCGCUACCAAGAUAGAAAGGGGGACAUUAGCACCAAUGUUUUAGCUGCAUGUGAUUCAAAUCUUCGUUUUACUUACGUUUUUCCUGGUUAG
Molecule: messenger RNA, 618 nt
Organism: Amaranthus tricolor (Joseph's coat)
Lineage: Eukaryota; Viridiplantae; Streptophyta; Magnoliopsida; Caryophyllales; Amaranthaceae
Exons: 3
Coding region: 1-618 (205 amino acids)
Source: RefSeq, a predicted model, not a curated record